Olea europaea var. sylvestris is the source of this 3664-nucleotide messenger RNA. RefSeq lists its product as uncharacterized. The coding region runs from base 1019 to 1399 and encodes 126 amino acids. NCBI's taxonomy places the organism in Eukaryota, Viridiplantae, Streptophyta, Magnoliopsida, Lamiales, Oleaceae. The record is from RefSeq and is a predicted model, not a curated record. The transcript is spliced from 2 exons.
GGCAAAAAGUAAACUCUACACUCCGUCUCUCUCUCCCACUCCGGCACUCCCACAGCCACAACCACAAGCAGCACACCAACAUUGCUUUUGCGAGACUGCACGCAGCGACUGCACUCCGUGACUGUGAGUUCGUGUCCGUCUGUAGUCUGCUCUCUCACACUUUAGCACAGACAGUAGUGAACACCAAAUUUCUGCUCAUCUCUCACUGCGAGAAGCUUCACCUCUUGGCUCGACCACCAUCUGCCACUUUCUUCAAAUUAUGCACAGUCCCGCACUCGGCCAGCAGAUUCCAACUCUGUCUCUCUCUUGUUCCAGACUUCGGACUUCCAGACCUAAGACCCCUGUUGCAAGCUUGUCGAGUGUCGACUAUCUGCCACUCCAUUGGCCACUGCUUUAGCCUUUGGAGUAACUUCCCUACCUAUUCGAUAAUAAUUUUUCUGAAAUGAAUAAUAGCUUCCGCCGGCUCAAUAAAUUUAAUACUUUGUUUUGUUUGAUUACACGACUGCACAAGCCACAAGGGAAAAAUAAAUAAUAGCUUUCGCCGUCUGCCAUCUUCUUGAAUCUUGAAGUUGAAGGUGUGUCCAUUCUAUUUGCAUUCCUGAUUGAGAUUGUGAUUGGCUGAGUUAGUGAUUUGUUAUUAAUUGUUUUUUCUAAUUUUUGAUUUAGUUUCCAUGUAAGUUGUAACUGUGUUUUCGAUUUAGGGAUUUUUUGAUUUAGGAAUUUAGGGAUUUUUGAUUUAGGGCUUUCUUAUUUAUUUGUGAAUUGACUUAGGAAGAGUGAAACUUUGUUUGAAUUUUGUUAAGUAUGAUUGAGAUUCUUAGAAGAAGAAACUGAUUUAGGGAUUUUUUUUGAUUUAGGAAUUUAGGGAUUUUUCGAUUUAGGGCUUUCUUAUUUAUAUGUGAAUUGAUUUAGGAAGAGUGAAACUUUGUUUGAAUUUUGAUAGGUAUGAUUUAGAUUCUUAGAAGAAGAAACUGAUUUAGGGAUUUCUAAUGUUGUCGAUUUUUUGUUUGUAUCAGUCAUGGAGAAAUACUUUAAACGUAAAUCUAUGUCUUCCUGUGAUGAGCAAAAUGUCAGUGAAAGGAACGAUCGAGAGAAAAGGGAUCAAAAUAAUGUUAAUGUUAAUGUUAAUGUUGAUGUUGAUGUUGAUGUUGGGGAUGUUGAUGUUGGAGAUGUUGGGGGUAUUGGAGAUGUUGGGGAUGUUGGGAACGUUGGUGGUAUUGGAGAUAUUGGGGAUGUUGAUGUUGCACAGCUUCCCUCAGAUCCUGGAUUAAGAGUUUCAAUACAGAAUUAUGAUAUUAACGUUCGAGACGUGAUUCAAAGAGCAUAUGUGCAAAGGGGUCUUUGUCAGUCUCGCAAUCAUGCGUUUCCACCCACAAGAAUGGGUAACAAAGACAAGUGAUUUUGUAUUUCGUGGUAUAAUGAGUAUCCUACUUAGUUGGAAUAUAGUAUAGCAAAAGAUGCAGUUUUUUGCUUUUACUGCUAUCUUUUCAGUUUGAGUGGUGGUUCAUUUGUUAAAGAAGAAUUUUCAAAUUGGAAAAAGAAAGAAUAUAUUAGAAAACAUGUUGGGGCUUCAUGUAGUGCACACAAUCAAGUUCGGGUUAAAUAUAAAUUGUUCAAGAAUAAAAAACAAAGUAUUUGAACCUAUCUCAUUAAGCAAUUGCUUCAAGCUCGAACAGAUUAUCGAAUUCGAUUGAAUGCGUCAAUUGAUUGUGUUAGAUUUCUUGUACGACAAAGGCUGGGAUUUCGUGGACAUGAUGAAUCUGAAUAUUCAAACAAUCAAGGAAACUUUCUUGAACUAUUGCAUUGGUUGUGCAAUCAUAAAUGCUAAGAUUAAGGUCGUUGCUUUGACAAAUGAACCCGAGAAUUGCAAAUUAACAUCACUGAGAGUGCAAAAAGAUAUUGUAAGUGCUAUUGCUUAUGAAUGUCCACGUGUGAUUAUCAAAGAUGUUCGUGAUAGUUUCUUCUCAAUUUUAGUUGAUGAAUCUUGAGACGUUUUAGUGAAGGAGCAAAUGUCAGUUGUCAUUCGUUAUGUGAAGAAUGGGUGUGUAUUGAAACAUUUUAUUGGUGUCAUUCAUGUUUCAAGUACCAUAGCUCCUCACUUAAAGCUGCAAUUGAUCAAUUAUUUUCAACACAUAGCUUAAGCAUAUCUAAUUUGAGAGGUCAGAGAUAUGAUAGAGCUAGUAACAUGCAAGGUGAGUAUAAUGGCCUCAAAGCACUAUUUUGAAAGAAAACUCAAGUGCUUACUACAUUCAUUGUUUUGCUCAUCAACUUCAACUAGCACUUGUAGCUGUGGCCCAGAAACAUCCAAAGAUUGAAAUGUUAUUCACUACAAUACACAAAUUAGUGAAUAAUGUUAGGGGAUCAGCUAAAUAGAGUAAUCUUAUUCGAGAGAACGAAAGAUUGAAAAUUUUUGAAUCACUCAGUGUUGGUGAAAUAUCAAGCGAACGGGGUCUCAAUUAAGAAAUUACACUUCAGCGUCCUGUGAUACACGUUAGAACUCUCACUAUAGUUGUUUGAUUAACUUAAUUGUCAUGUUUCCAACCAUAGUCGACGUUAUUGAGAGGAUAGCUUCUGACACUACAAGUACUGGAACAAGAUGUGAUGCAUGUAUUUCAUUGGAGAUGAUGUUAAGAUUUGAAUUUGCAUUUAAUCUACAUCUCAUAAAAAUGAUUUUAGAGAUUUCAAAUGAAUUGUCUAAAGCUUUACAAAGAAAAGAUUGGGAUAUUGUCAAUAGUAUGAGAUUUGUGUAAAUAUGUAAAGCUCAGCUCCAAACCAUAAGGGAUGAUGGAUGAGAUUCUUUUUUUGGACUGGGUUGUUCGUUCUGUGAAACUCAUAAUAUCAAUGUUCCCAAUAUGGAUUAUAUGUUCAUAAAUCUAGGUCGUUCACAGCGUGAGACAGUGACAAAUUUGCAUCAUUUUCGGGUAGAAAUGUUUUAUGCCAUCAUUGAUAUGCAAUUUCAAGAGUUUAAUGAUCAUUUUUCUGAGGUGAACAUUGGCUUGCUCUUUUAUGUUGCGUGUUUGUCUCCAAAUAACAUUUACUGCUUUUGACAAGACAAAAGUGUUGCGACUAUGUCAGUAUUAUCCAAUAGAUUUUGAUGCAGUAGAUAUCUUCGAACUUGAUGAUCAAUUAGAUACAUAUAUUCUUCAUAUGCGCACUUUCGAAGAUUUUGAAGGAUUACAAGGUAUUAGUGAUCUUACAUAGAAGUUGGUUGCGAACAAUAAACAUAAGGUGUAUCCAUUAGUCUACAAGCUUGUGACAUUAGCUUUAGUUCUUACCGUGGCUACUGCUACAGUUGAGAGAGCAUUUUCUGCGAUGCCUUAUGUCAAAAAUCGUCUAUACAAUCGAAUCGGAGAUCAAUGGUUAAAUGAUAGUUUGAUUGCUUAUAUUGAGCAAGAUAUUUUUUAUAAGAUUGAAAAUGAUGUAAUUGUAGACUGUUAUCAAAGUAUGAGAACAUGUUGACAACAAUUGUAAGAAGAUAUCUCGUACUUUAAAUUUUUCGUCACUUUUUUGGAAAGUUUGAUUGUGACCCCCUGGUUCGAAAUGUCUGCGUCCGCCCCUGUGUAUAUGCUUGUUUUUCAAUACUAAUAUUUAUGUUGAUGGCGCCAUAAUUUUUCUCUAAAAUGACAUCCAUGCUUCCAGUUUGUCCUUUACUUCCACAGUUUUG